Molecule: messenger RNA, 2135 nt
Organism: Scophthalmus maximus (turbot)
Lineage: Eukaryota; Metazoa; Chordata; Actinopteri; Pleuronectiformes; Scophthalmidae
Gene: dlx2a
Product: distal-less homeobox 2a
Exons: 3
Coding region: 581-1411 (276 amino acids)
Biological process (GO): cell differentiation; embryo development; negative regulation of transcription by RNA polymerase II
Molecular function (GO): RNA polymerase II cis-regulatory region sequence-specific DNA binding; DNA-binding transcription factor activity, RNA polymerase II-specific
Source: RefSeq, a predicted model, not a curated record
AAAACUAAUUUGCUGAUGUGUAUUACAUAUGUCCACAUGCUGAAGUCAUAUUUGAUCGGGUAUGCAUGAUUGCGCAGAGGGAUGAAUUACUCCGCGUGUGUCACUGGAUCGAGGUCGGACCUGUUGGGCCUGCAGGUCUUUGGUCACGGUGCCUUCUUCUCUGAUUCUUUGGAGACGCUCAGAUGGAAACUCUCUGCAGGCAGGCAGGCAGACCUGGACAAAUAAUGGAGGGUGGACGCGGUGGGGAGUAGUCAGUGGUGCGGCCCCUGCCCAUUGGUUGCCUCAGACACAGUAGCUCUCUCCCUCUCACUCGCUCAUAAAUGCGCUCCCACCGCCGACUGGAGCAGAUAAUCACAGGCCACUGACAGAGGGACACACCUUCCGCUGAUUCUUUCUUUUUUUGUUGUUGCCACAGUUUACAAGGGAAUGCGCUUUGAUUCAAGAAGAGCGGUCCUCAGUCCACGAUUCGAGUCGUGUUUUAACUUGCACUUCUGCAAUCAUUGUUUUUUUUUGUUUUUGUUGUAGUGUGUUGUUGGGCGCUUAGGGUUUUACAGAGACUGCUCCACUUCAACCACGAAAAAUGACCGGGGUUUUUGAGAGCUUAAAUACCGAUAUGCAUUCGAACCAGAUUACCUCAAGCAAUUACCACAGUUUGCACAAAUCGCAGGAGUCCCCGACUCUGCCGGUAUCCACGGCGACGGACAGCAGCUACUACAACAGCCAGCAGCCCGGCCACUGCGCGGGCUCUCCCUUUGGCCAACUCGGCUCCUACCAGUACCACGGCGGCGCCGCGAGCACCGUGCCGUACAACGCCAAAUCCUACGACCUUGGUUUCAACUCAUCCUACGGUGCAUACAGCUCCUAUGGCCCCAGCUCGUCUCCUACUCCAGCCGACACAGAGAAAGAAGAGAGUGAGCCGGAGAUCCGGAUGGUUAAUGGAAAACCAAAGAAGGUCAGGAAACCGCGGACCAUCUAUUCCAGCUUCCAACUGGCUGCACUUCAACGGAGGUUUCAAAAGACGCAGUAUUUGGCUUUACCCGAACGGGCCGAGCUGGCCGCCUCGCUGGGCCUUACGCAAACACAGGUCAAAAUCUGGUUCCAAAACCGUCGCUCCAAGUUCAAGAAGUUGUGGAAGAGUGGAGAACUGCCCCCUGAGCUCGUCGCUUCCAGUGAAUCCCCCCCUUGCACGUCUCCGCCAACUACUGCCUGGGACUUUCCACAGACUCAAAGAAUGAACAGUGUCAACUCCAGUUUACCUCAGAGCAGCAGCCCUCCCAGCACGAGUGCGUCCUCGUCGUUUUUGGCAAACUACUCCUGGUACUCAACCACGAACUCUACGACGCAUCUGCAGCCUCCCCUGGUCCAGCACAUGCACCACAACUCCGCCAUAAGCGCUGGGACGAUAUUCUGAAAUUUAAAAAAAAAACAAAAAGAAACAUCUGGUUUAAAUCGGAUAAUACUGGUGAAAAAAAGACUAAAUGCCAAUACCUUCAUUUUACAGAUCUAGCGUGUGCGCAAUGCGAACUUUACGCAUCUAGGAAUGGAGCCAUGCAGGCAGGUUCGUGGACCUUGCCAGUUUUCGCGCUGGCAAACGGUAGACCGAGAUUUCUACAGUUAUUUUUGUAUUUAUUUAUUAUGUGUAUGUCGAGGGAUGAAUGAACCACUAUUACCCAAAGCAAUCACAGCCAGGGCGCCAAGCCCACUUUUACGCGGACGUCACUUUUUCGCCAUUCCUGCAAAAAUAAAACCUGAAUCGCAGGACAACCUGUCACAGAUGUAGCACAAGUGAACUGUAUCGUGCCUUUUUCAACAUGACCUCAUUUUGUUGUGAGACAAAAAAAAAAGCACAGCUUACCUUGUAUCCAUUCCUCGUGUCAUUAGUUGAUUUGAAUAUAUUUAAGUGUAAGUGUAUGAAUCCACGUAUGUAAAUAAUUUACGACAGCUUUUUUUUUUAUGACACUGAUUUUUUUUUUAAAAGGCUAUUGGUGCAAAUCCAUUCAUCACCGUAAGCUACUGAUUGUCCCACCCUCUUGAGUUACCUGUACCACACUUAAAUGUAUUUUUGUCUUAUUUAUUUUAGCAGUGUUCCAUAUAUGACCAGAAGUUAUUUAAAUAAAAAAAAUGUUUUCUGUGCA